CACCUGAAUCAGUUUGUCCAUUAAUAGAAGACAGGAAACCAAGGAGCUGACUGAAGUUCAGGAAGUAGUGAAGCUGUGCAUAGAGCCCAUUAAGAUCCACAAGCAGUACACUUGUGAAAUAUCUAAUUGAAAUAUUGAUCAGCCUACAUGUUACCAGAUGUUCAUUUAUUUUAUUCAUUUUCUUUGACUGUGAAAUUCUAGGGUGUGGCAAUUCUUGAAAACCAUGAUUUGAUUUGACUUUUGAUUAAAAAAAAUAAAGGUCACAAUUUAAUUAAAUUUCAAUUUGACUUAGUUGACUGGACUCACCCACCUAUUUUUGCUCUGCACUAGCUAAAUAUCUCUGAAUUUUCAGAUCUGCAAGUUCAUAAAUAUUGUGUCACAAUAAAACAAAAAAGCAAAAGCUCAUCCAAGAAUAGGGAUGCUAUCAUUGUUCAUGAUCUUUAAAUUAUUUUAAUCUUGGUGGUUAUAGGUUAUAAAACUAACAAUCAAUUAGGAAAAUAAUUUGAUUUGAUUUUUACUCAUUUUGAUACCAUUCUUGCCUCAAAGAUAUGAAGUGAAUUAGGUUAAAAUAGUGUCUAUUUAUAUUAUACGUAGCGUUAAUGAUCUAAAAUGUAUUUUUUUCAUUAACAGGAUGGAGAAAAACAAAGUGCUGGCAAAAAAGAGGUUACGGGUUCCCACUCAGAAAAUGAAGGACCUGAGCUCCCCUCCCCUAAAUGAGAAAUCUGGGUGUGUUGCAUUUGUCAGAUGGGAGGAUGGUUAUACCGGCAAAAUCUUUAAAGGAUCUGACAUUUUGGCAAGAGAUGAGGCUCCUGUGCAGCUGCAAGAUCUUAGAUCAGGAGACCCUGUUUUAGCAAAGUGGUCAGAUGGUAAAUUUUAUAAGGCCACUAUUGAAUAUGUUUCAGGGGAAGAUCAGGCAAAGCUGCCAAAAGGCCACCCAACUCCACAGGAGUCCUUUUUAAAUAUGUUAAAAGGCGAUGAGCCAUCAGACAUAACGUCAGGGUCUGACACCAUUAUAAUAGAUAGGAGCCCACUGUCUGAGCAUGGCGAGAAAAUCCCAUCGCUGAAUCCAUCACCUGACGGGGGACAUGCAACAGGCCGCAACACAGCUGGACCACCACCCUAUGGCUCUGCCAAAGGGGGGACCAUUGGUCCAUCACUCUACAGAGGCAAUACACCCAGCCCAUCACCGUACAGCCUCAACACCUCUGGUCCAUCACCCGGUGGAGGCCAUACACCCAGCCCAUCACCGUACAGCCUCAACACAUCUGGUCCAUCACCUGGUGGAGGCCAUGCAGCCAGCCCAUCAGCGUACAGCCUUAACACCAUUGGUCCAUCACCCUACAGAGGCCACACACCCAGCCCAUCACCAUACAGCCUCAACACCUCUGGUCCAUCACCUGGUGGAGGCCACACACCCAGUCCAUCACUGUAUGACCUUAACACCUCUGGUCCAUCACCUGGCGGAGGCCAUACACCCAGUCCAUCACUGUAUGACCUUAACACCUCUGGUCCAUCACCUGGUGGAGGCCACACACCCAGUCCAUCACUGUAUGACCUUAACACCUCUGGUCCAUCACCUGGUGGAGGCCAUACACCCAGCCCAUCACCGUACAGCCUCAACACCUCUGGUCCAUCACCUGGUGGAGGCCAUACACCCAGCCCAUCACUGUACAGCCUCAACACCUCUGGUCCAUCACCUGGUGGAGGCCAUACACCCAGCCCAUCACCGUACAGCCUCAACACCUCUGGUCCAUCACCUGGUGGAGGCCAUACACCCAGCCCAUCACUGUACAGCCUCAACACCUCUGGUCCAUCACCUGGCAGAGGCCAUGCAGCCCGCCCGCAAGAAAAUGCAUGGACACCAUGUCAGGAUUGUAAGGGGGAAUUUGAAAGAAUCCUACAGGAAAAGAGAAGGAUCGAUGAAGUCAUCUCGAGAAUAGAUCCAGGCCAGGUCAGAGAGCUUCAGACUCUCUGCGACUUAAUUGGAGAGAGGCAUUGUGGCAGCCCAGCUUCACCAUCAGGCCAGCAGGAGCUGUUUCCUGGGAGCGGCAUAUUCAUCUCAUCAUUCCGCCUGGCUGCCAUGAAUCACGCAUCAAAACCAAAUUGCAUGCGUCUGUUUCAUGCACUUUUUGAUCAUUUCUUCACUGUUGAGGAGUGUCAAAAUGCAGUGCCCUUUGGUCGUCCUGGCAACAACCCCUCAGGAAAGCAAGGAAAGCAGGUCCUUGACCGUAAAAAAGUUGACGGAAUCCUAACUUAUGUCCUGAGAUGUGCAACUCUACCGGACUGGGAACCAAUUGAGGAGGCCAAGCUCAAGAAAGCCUUUGUGAACAAAUGUAGGGCCAGAGCAGGCUCCAAGGAGUAGGCCACUGAUAUAGCCUGUCCUAUGUGGACCGCUAUCUCUCUCUCUCUCUCUACCCCUUCUUUUAUUUGUCUUAUUCAUUUUCAUGGUAAUAUGUUAAAGGAAUAGUCUAUACUUUUUCCGUAUUAAACUAUGUUAUUACCUUAACUAAGAAGAGUUGAUACAUACCUCUAUCAUCUUAGUGCGUGCACAUAAGCACUGUGGCGCGCGGCAACACUUUGAUAGCAUUCAAUGGUACCAAUCAGAGAUAAAGUUAGAAGUGACCAAACACAUUAACGUUUUUCCUAUUUAA
Paramisgurnus dabryanus is the source of this 2651-nucleotide messenger RNA. RefSeq lists its product as uncharacterized. The record is from RefSeq and is a predicted model, not a curated record. Gene Ontology annotation, molecular function: DNA binding. Lineage: Eukaryota; Metazoa; Chordata; Actinopteri; Cypriniformes; Cobitidae. Gene Ontology annotation, biological process: innate immune response; regulation of developmental process.